CAUUGUCCAUCACAAGAGUCCGUACAAACUCUGGAGUAUGCUGGGAUAUGUAGUUUUCGUCACAUGCUUCCUGGAGUCCAGCUUGCAGUUAGAUUUCUUCGCUGCCCAGCCGCUAUCCCUGUAUUUCUACCUCCCAAGCUGAUGGUGGUUACCUCUCGUCUUCUCUACUCACAGAGAUUGUUAUUUCAUUUCUUCAGUAGACAACACAUGGGAGAUAUGAGCUCCAAAACCCAACUGGUCGGCAAAGAAGCAGCUCUGCCAGGUAGAUCUGAGGCAAUGAGUGUUUCUGCCAAACAUCACGUCAAUGGAAAUUCAAUGGUUGAACCUUUUCCGCAGGGAACACAGAUGGCAAUAUUUGGUAUGGGGUGUUUCUGGGGCACAGAACGCAAAUUCUGGAGACAAAAAGGUGUCUACUCUACACAGGUUGGUUAUUCUGGAGGUUAUAGUGCCAACCCGUCCUAUCAAGAAGUCUGUACAGGGAGAACAGGCCAUGCAGAAGUAGCUCGGGUUGUGUACGAGCCAGAAAACAUCAGCUUUGAGAAAUUACUCAAGGUCUUCUGGGAGAAUCAUGACCCGACACAAGGAAUGCGCCAGGGGAACGAUGUUGGGACAAUGUAUCGUUCUGCAAUCUAUACGUAUACCAAAGAACAGAUGGACACAGCUUUGAAAUCCAAAGAAGAUUACCAAAAGGUGUUGACUGAAAAAGGCUUCGGCGAAAUUACCACCGAAAUCCGUGAAGCAACAAACUUUUACUAUGCAGAAGAUUAUCAUCAGCAGUACCUGAGCAAGAUACCGAAUGGUUACUGCGGCUUGGGGGGCACUGGAGUUUCCUGCCCAAUAGGAAUUAAAUAAUUGUGUAAUUAUGAGUUAUAAAUCGAUAGCUUUAUAUAUAUACUCAAUUUGAAUAUAAACAGGUAAAGGGAUAUUAAACCCAAUUUUUUUUUCUUCAUGAUUCAAAUAGUACAUGCAAUUUUAAGCAACUUUCUAAUUUACUCCUAUUAUCAAUUUUUCUUUGUUCUCUCUGUAUCUUUAUUUGAAAAGGCAAGAAUGUAAGCUUAGUAGGUGUCACGUUUUUGGUUCAGCACCAAAGUAGCGCUUGUUAAUUGGUGGCUACAUUUAGCCACCAAUCAGCAAUUGCUACCAAGGUGCUGAACCAAAAAUAGGCCGGCUCCUAAGCUUACAUUCAAAUAAAGAUACUAAGCGGAACGAAGAUAAAUUGAUAAUAGGAGAAAAUUAGAAAGUUGCUUAAAAUUGCAUGCUCUAUCUGAAUCAAUAAUGAAAAAAAAAUAAUUGGGCUUAAUAUCCCUUUAAAUGAUGCUGAAAUAUUAACCAAAAUUUAUUUAAAUGGACAAUAUCAUCAAGAUUUGAGCAGAUUGCAUGCAAAGAAACUAUUAAUAGUAAAUUUGUUUAAUUUUUCUUAUAAUUUUGAUAUUUAAAGGGACAGGAAACAAAAUUUUUCUUUCAUGUUUCAGAUAGAGCAUACAAUUAACCCCUUAGUGACCAGACCAUUUUUCAAUUUUCUGACUGUUAAGGACCAGGGCUAUUUUUUACAUUUUUGCUGUGUUUGUGUUUAGCUGUUAUUUUCCUCUUACUCAUUUACUGAACCCACACAUAUUAUAUACCGUUUUCUCGCCAUUAAAUGGACUUUCUAAAUAUACCAUUAUUUUCAUUGUAUCAUAUAAUUUACUAUAAAAAAAUUAUAGAAUAUAAAGGGGUUAAUUAGGUAGCUUGUAGGGUUAAUUUUAGCUUUAGUGUAGAAAUCAGCCUCCCACCUGACACAUCACAGCCCCUGAUCCCUCCCUGACCCCUCUCAAACAGCUCUCUUCCCUCCCUCACCCCCCAAAGGUCACCCCCAUCUUAAGUACUGGCAGAAAGUCUGCCAGUAUAAAAAUAAAAA
Messenger RNA from Bombina bombina (fire-bellied toad), 1897 nucleotides. RefSeq names its product methionine sulfoxide reductase A (gene MSRA). Gene Ontology annotation, molecular function: peptide-methionine (S)-S-oxide reductase activity. Gene Ontology annotation, cellular component: cytoplasm. Gene Ontology annotation, biological process: cellular response to oxidative stress. The record is from RefSeq and is a predicted model, not a curated record. NCBI's taxonomy places the organism in Eukaryota, Metazoa, Chordata, Amphibia, Anura, Bombinatoridae. The transcript has 7 exons. The coding region runs from base 64 to 852 and encodes 262 amino acids.